Mercenaria mercenaria is the source of this 7518-nucleotide messenger RNA. RefSeq lists its product as uncharacterized. Bases 7 to 2217 code for a protein of 736 amino acids. NCBI's taxonomy places the organism in Eukaryota, Metazoa, Mollusca, Bivalvia, Venerida, Veneridae. The transcript has a single exon. The record is from RefSeq and is a predicted model, not a curated record.
ACAGAAAUGGAAUGUGGAAAUGCAAGUUUACUGAAAUUAUCUAGACUUAUUUCUAGAUCACUCUGCCUAAGUGGAUCAGGAAGAUAUGCAACUUUACUGGCUAGAAAUAAAACUUUAGUUCUUGACUAUUUGUACUACAGUGCAAGUAAUGAACUUGAAAUGUUCGAAGGUGGCAGUGUUGCUGAAGGUACACUGACAUCAGGGAGUGAUGCUGACAGAAUGAUUGUUGUUCCCGAUGUAGUUGUGGAAAUGUCAGAGGAAAAAAAGGAUGACUUGAAGAAAACAGGCCAUGUAUUUCUUCUUGAUACAAGGGCAUGUAAUCCAGGUUAUGCACGCCUACAUCCACUGCACCUUGCUGACAAAAACAAUCCACUUUUUGAUGGUUAUGGUGUAGACAUUCAAGAAAUACUAGAAGAAACAACAGAAGGAGUGUUUUUGUCAAGCGAAAAGUUUGCUGACUUCUUUAUAUCUGUCCCACAUCAUCAUGGACUUUCUACAGCCUACUAUCGCCAUGGUCCUUGUGCAACAGCAGAACAUGUUGAUACACAUGGAUUUAUAGAAGGCAAACCAGGUAUUUCCAAAGAGACAGACAUUGCACAUGCACUGGUUUGUGUGGAAUGGCCUAUUGAGGCAAAAGAAUGGAUAACACGCAGACGUCUUCACAACUGGCCGACUCAGUCUAUGAUAAAAAUAAUAAGCAACAAGAAGUGCUAUGUUGUUCCCAUCGGCAAUCCAGAGUCAGAAUAUCAUUCUCUAGAAUGGAGAAUAUCCUAUCUGCUGAGUGAACGAGAACUAGUAUGGAGUUUCAAUGACACACAAUUAAACUGUUACUUCAUUCUGAAAAAACUUCAUAAACUUUAUUUCGAUAAACUCGCUCCGGAUCAACUUAGCUCAUAUCACAUGAAAACAACUGUGUUUUGGUUGUCAGAAGAGAAAGGGCUUUCUAUGUGGUUCCAAGAAAACUUGCUGGUUUGUGUAGAAACAUGUUUGGACAGGCUUUAUGACUGUAUACAAAAGAGACAGUUACAUCACUACUUCAACUGCCAUGUCAAUUUGUUUGGACACAAAUUUCAAAAUGAUCAUCUGAGAAAACAGAUUUUGGAGAAAAUACAAGAAGUGAGAACAAACAUCUCUGCAAAUGUGUUAAAUUGUCUUCCUCCAGAGUGGAAAUGGCCUACUAUGUGGGAAGAUCUUUCUUCAGAAACCUGCAGUUUUGCAAAACUUGGCAAUGAGUUUGAAAUAUUGGAAAAUGCUUUUCCAACUACCAGAAAGGCUAAUGAAGCAUACCAUCUAUACAGAGUCAUGUUCAAUUUACUACUGCAGGUUACAACUGAUUAUUUAGAUGCCAGAUGGAUCCUACGUCAACUUACUGCAUUUGAGAAUAACCCACCAGUAGGCAUAUACUCUCUCUUCAUAGAAAUGACAAAAAUAUUUUUGGACUUGAGGUUUGCUAUGGCAUACUUCAGAGAAAUAACAGUACAUGAAGAUGAGGAGUUUCAAACGUACAUUGAAUCACAGCCUAUCUCAUCGAAGGAUAUGACAGUAAUGGUUUCCCAUGCUAGCAGGAUGGAUGGAAUGUCCGGAGAACUGUACCUUGCCACAAUUUAUCAGUUUUUAGGAGAUUAUUCAAUGUCAACAACAAUUGUGAAUAGAGUUUUAGACAAACAUAGGUACCUGAUAUAUUCCGGAUGGUGUUCAACAUACAGAAGUAUACAUCUUACAGGAGAUGGACUUUCCAAGCAAGUACCAGGCAUAAAACUUCAGGGUGAAGAGGGAAGAACACAUGCAGCCUAUGAUGUAAUUUUCUCAUAUAAAGAUGUUCACUGUGUCCCUUAUCCACUGAAGUUUGAAUGUGCUCUAGCCGAAUUUGAUAGUGACGAUUUCAUUGUAAUGCAUCCAUGCAUCUAUGCCAACUUCUUGCUUUGCUAUGGACAAUAUGCUUCCAAAAAUUUCUCAACCUUCAAAAACAACCUGAAGAUUCUUCAGAUGUCAGUAGAUGAGUCUAAAGGAGGUCUUGAGAGGCAUCAUGCUCUAAACAUUCUGGCAUACUGCUAUCUUCUAAAUGGCAAUUUUGUGAAGGCAUUUGAGUACUUCAAAGAAUCUUUUCAGGAAACAGAACAUAGCAAAGUUUCAAAUGCUGCUGCUUUUCAUAUAGCGAUAAUUUUGCUAAACCGCUUUGAGAACUCAUCCAUGACCAAGAUUCAAACUGGACCUUGAGAUCAUCAAGAUUACCAUUCUGACAAAGCUUCAUGAAGAUAUAUUCAUAAAUGUGGCCUCUACAGUGUUAACAAGCUUUUCCUUUGAUUUGACCCGAUAACCUAGUUUUUGAUCCGACAUGACCCAGGUUCGAACUUAACCUAAAGAUCAUCUAGAUUAACAUUCUGACUAUGUUUCAUGAAGAUACAGUCAUAAAUGUGGCCUCUAGAGUGUAAACAAGCUUUUCCUUUGAUUUGACCUAGUGACCUACUUUUUAACCCACCUUACCCAGAUCUGAACUUGACCUAUAGAGUCUCAUGAUUAACAUUAUGACCAAGUUUCAUUAAGAUAUGGUCAUAAAGGCGGCCUCUACAGUGUGAACUAGCUUUUCCUUUGAUUUGACCUGGUCACCUAGUUUUUGACCCUACAUAACCCAGAUUCAAACUGGACCUUGACAUCAUCAAGAUUAACAUUCUGACAAAGUUUCAUGAAGAUAUACCGGUAGUCAUAAAUGUGACCUCUACAGUGUUAAUAAGAUUUUCCUUUAAUUUGACCCGGUGACCUAGUUUUUGACCCCAGAUGACCCAAUGUCAAACUCGUCCAAGAUUUUAUUGAGGGUUACAUUCUGACCAAGUUUCAUUAAGAUUGGGCAAAAAAAUGUUACCUCUAGAGUGUUAACAAGCUUUUCCUUUGAUCUGACCUGGUGACCUAGUUUUUGACCCCAUAUGACCCAGUAUCAAACUCAUCCAUGUUUUUAUUGAGGGUAACAUUCUGAUCAAGUUUCAUUAAGAUUGAACAAAAAUUUUGACCUCUAGAGUGUUAACAAGCUUUUCCUUUGAUUUGACGUGGUGACCUAGUUUUUGAUCCCAGAUGACCCAAUAUCGAACUCGUCCAAGAUUUUAUUGAGGGUAACAUUCUGACCAAGUUUCAUUAAGAUUGGCUCAAAAUUGUGACUUCUAGAGUGUUAACAGUCAAACUGUUGACGACGACAACAGACGACAGACACAGAGUGAUCACAAAAGCUCACCUUUGAGCACUUUGUGCUCAGGUGAGCUAAAAACAAGAAAGUUGGUCAGUAGGUCAAGGCAAAUGUCAUCAAAGUGAUCUAUCUCAAUCAGUAUACAAAACUGUAUGUAUAGACCAAAAAUCACUGCUGUAUCUUCAAAAACAAGGAAGUAGGUCAGUAGGUCAAGGUAAAUGUCAUCAAAAUCACCCAUUUCAAUCAGUAUGCAAAACUGUUCUAGCUCAUUUCUAGUUGUCUGAAAUACUUUGUUAAAGACUCAUAACGCCUUUGUGUGAGGUUUGGAUACUGAUGAACACUGUGAAGUUUUAUUGAAACCUGAUUACCUCCCUUUAUGGAUCUAACUGUAAAAAUUGUUGUGCAGUAUUAAAAGUAGUGCUUUUAACCUUGUAAUUAUGCACAACAUUAUUCUAUUGGAAUAGUUCUUUCAUCAGUUUUUAACAUAAAAUUGAAAGCCUUAUGGAACUUUACCUAUAAAUCGUAGCAAAUUCUACUUCUGUAAUACUUUGGAGCACAAGUCCCCUUUUUUUAUACAGGCAAAACUGGGAUACAUGGGGAAAGACCAAAUUGGCUGCUUAAGACAGGUGACCACUUAACACAGGUAGAAUUUUUAGGGUUAUAAAUACUUUCUGUGGGAAGUAUAAGACAUAUAUAUAAAAUGUAACUAUAGUAUAAAAUACAAUGUUUAAGAAAUAAUAUAUCUCAUCCAGUGAUUUGUCGUUGAAUAAAUCAUUGGAGUUCAGAUGAAAAGGAAUUAUAUCACGAGGGGCAGACCGAGUGAUAUAAUAAUACGCAUCUGAACGACAAACAAUGAUUUAUUCAAGAGCAAUUCACUUAAUGAGAUAUAUUAUUUCGAUUCUAACAUGUUACAAAGGAUUAAGUACAUUCUUGAUAACUUGCUUUAAAUAUUUGCCCGUUUUCAAUGGAUUUCUUUUCCAGCGCGCCGCUAUGCCGUUAGACGCCAUGACGUAAUAAUUGUGACGUCAGAACAGUGAUUUGUUGUAUAAUAAUUCACUGCUUUCUACCUUCUUUGUUUAAUAGGAAAAUGAAUCGGAUCAUGUUAGAAUAUCUGUUUUACUGAAUGGAAGAUACUUUCAGUAUCUGAAGACUAACAAAAAACAACAUAUAUGCUGAGUCUAGAAUUGAGUAGAAAAAAGGACCAUUAAAUGGGGUAUAAACAAUGUAUCUGGGAGCAAAAAUAGCCGCUGCAGGCAAUGAUUCAAAGUGACCAUUAAUGGCUGGUGACUGUUAACGAAAGGUGACCAUCAGCACAAACUGGAUGGUACCUACUAUGCAAAGUCACUAAACUUUGGCCUACAAGUCCUUGCACAUUUUUAUUUUUGAAAUACUUUGUAGUAUAAGUCCCUUUCGAAAUACCUGGUCACUGUGAUAAUACAGAGUUAAACGUAUUCUUUUUUUUUAGUAAGUUUUGUAUGCACUAUUGUCAAUUAAACCAGUAAAACAUCUUACCCAUUGUCAUCAGUGAGUCAUGUACUUUUUCUUGUAAGCUUCCAUCUCUUCUGUAAAGAUUCAGUAAAAUAUUUAUUUUUUAAUCAUAUGUUUGGAGUUUAAAGCAUUUGACCUAGUUAAUAAAAAUUUCUAUUUUAACAAGAGCUGUCCGUAAGACUGUGGGUCUUAGCAUGCUCCACUAUUCGGGGAUUUAACAGUAAAAUGAAUACAUGUCUUAAUAAGAGACCUCUACUUCUAAAGAAAGAUACACCAAGGGGCAUAAUUCCAUCAAAUACACAAAUUUAAGUUAUUAGGAUUGUUACAACACAUGCAGAUGAUGAUGAUAAAGAUAUAUUUUGAGUUUCAAGUCAUUAUCUUAAAUAUAUAGUACCAAAGUUAUGUCCAGAAAAAAAAGUUUGUAAAAAAAUUAAGAAUAAAAGGGGCAUAAUUCGGUCAAAAAUACAAAUCAGAGUUAUGGGGAUUGUUACCACACAUGCAGAUGAUAAUAAAGAUACAUUUUAAGUUUCAAGUCUUUAUCAUAUAUUGCAUUAAAGUUAUAUCCAGAAAGCGAAGAUUGCAAAAAAGUUUAAGUACAAAAGGGGCAUAAUUCUUUCAAAAAACACAAUUAGAGUUAUGGGGUAUGUAGCCACACAUGCAGAUGAUUAUAAACAAAUACUUUUAAUUUCAAGUCAUUAUCUUUUAAAGUACCAAAGAUGUCUAUAAACGAAGCUCUUGAAAAUAUUUAACAUGAAAAUAAUUCAAAGUAUAACUUCUUGGUGACUUUGACCUUGGGUAUAAUGGGCCCAGCCUCUGCACAUACUUUGUUUGUAUGCUGGACAAUGUUUAUGUGAACUUACAGUAUGAUAUAAGCAAAAGUAACAAAGAUAUGACAGAAAAACAAAGGUUGCUGAAAAACUUUAACCUUAAAAAUAACCUAAGUAUAACACCUUGGUGACCUUGACCUUGGGUAUAAUGGGCCCAGUCCCUAAACGUACUUUGUUUGUAUGCUGGACAAUGUUGAUGUAAAGUUACAGUAAGAUAUAAGCAAUAGUAACAAGGAUAUAACAGAAAAACAAAGGUUGCCAAAAAACUUUAACCUUAAAAAUAACCUAAGUAUAACACCUUGGUGACCUUGACCUUGGGUAUAAUGGGUUCAGCCCCUACACAUACUUUGUUUGUAUACUGGACAAUGUUUAUGUGAAGUUAUAUAAUGGGAAGAAAAUCAGAGUGGAUCUUCAGACAGAUCUGUCAAAAUCACUGAUAACUUAGUUGCUAUACAGUAUAUAAGAAACAAACUUUAGAAAAUUUGCAGAGAUAAUUUAAAAUGAUAUCCUAUCUAUCUUAUGUAUGAUUUUGCCUUUUUCAAAACAUUCCUAGUCAAACGACAUGUUUGUAAACAAAAGCACGUGUUUAUAUUUAUUUUAAUAUAUAAAUCUAGGUCAGGUGGCAUUCGCUUUAUAAGUCUUUUUUCAUUGGCUGACGCCGGAAACCCCAUGCAGUGACGUAGUUAAGUUGGAAGUCAUGAGAUUUAUAAACAUGUUAAAUUUUUGACUGGUUAAAAAUGACUUUACAUAGUUUUUGAUACAAUCUUAAGCGGCCAUGUCCAUGUGACAUUAUAUACAUAAGCGGCCAAAAAACAGGAAGUGGAACUUGUAAACAUCUUUUAUAAUAGAAAGUUAAGCUUUUUUUGUUUUUUUUGGCAAGUGUCAAUAUUAGGCACCUAUAAAUGUUUCGUCUCUGACUGUACAGUUAGGUUGAUAAACUUUUGCCGCUGUUAACUUAGAUUCCUCGGACAGAAACGUGAGACAUUUGUUGUAUACCACUAUAUUGUCUGAAUAUAUAAUAGAUUUACAUAGAAACAGUGACAGUGAUCACUAAGAAUUGUGUUUUUGAAAGUGUUUACGUUAUCAAAGUUUAUGACUAAACAGUCGCUACAUGUAACGACGAAUCCUGUACUAUGUUUUUCGGCAAGUGUCAAUUUUAGGCACCUAUGAAUGUUUCUCCUCUGAUGGUUAGGUUGAUAAACUUUUGCCGCUAUUAACUUAGAUUCUUCAGACAGAAUCGCAAGACAUUUUUUGUUAAAUAGGAAUAAAUGAUGCUGUUAUAGGAAUUAAAUUUUUGCUUACUCUAUAUAUUGCCAAUUCGCAAUCACAUGUCACUUUAGAGGUUAAAAUGCGUAGUUUUAUGACAGAAAAUGAGCUUGUGGAUAGACACUUAUUUGCCGUUUAAUUAUUGUUUUUUUUUUUUUUAUAUGAAGGUGGUCUGAAUAUAGAAGGCUUUAUAUAUUAUAUGACAGUAUAUGUGCCUGUUAAGUUUUAUCCCGAUUGUUCAAGGAGGUUAAUAUAUACUUCUGCUGCCGUAGCAGGAUAUAUUAUACUUUAUAUAGAAAAAAUAUUGAUUAAGUACUUUACAUAUAAUCAUAGGUCACAGGUUUUUUUUGGGUUUUUUGGACAUGUCUGUUUUGUAUCUGUUGUUUUUGUAUCUUCAUAUUUAAAUACAAGUCUUAUUAAAAUUAAAAUAUAUCUAUUAAAUUCGAAGGUACAGAUCUUUAAUGGUAGAUUCUGUAUAUAUGCACAUGUAAAACGAUAAACUUGUUAUUAAGUUCUAGGUUAGUUAAUUUAACUGAGACUCAGCUUCUAAAUUUAGCGAUGGACCUGGACUGUUAUUUUCUUUCUGUUUUUUUUUAAAGAGAAUAAUUUCUUCAAUACUAAGAGAGUAUUAACAGCUUUCAGUUUUGACAAAACUUUCCUACAAUGUCCUCCAUCACUGUAUGCAGUUACAAUAAAAUCCUGUCAGCAUGAAAGAGUUAUGUCUAGGACAAAUCUAUUAAUGGGAGAUAAUUAAAACUAGAC